AAGGCCUACAAACGCAGGGAUGCAGCGCGCGCGCCUUGAGGUUAGGCGCUGCUGCCUCUGGACUUGCCGGUGAGGGUGAAUCAUGAAAGGAAGAGAGUGAGCGUUGGGCUGGACCGCGUGUUCUACCGCCUCCUACCAGGGAGAGGAGGAAAGCCUGUCGCCUCCUUCACUGUGGAGAGCUAGAGGCAGAAACCGACGAUUUUUUGAGUCCAGUGGAUCCCAGCUUGAACCUGCUGCUAUACCACCUUGUCCCUACAGUGAUGGAGAAGGACCCUGGACUGCAGCUGCGGAUCUUUGACCUCAAUUGCUGGGCCAUUCAAUACCUGAGUAAAUUACGGCAGGAGCGCAUUGAACUGAUUGGUGAUGUCCUCAGCAAGGAGCAAUUUGACCUGGCGCUCUUACAGGAGGUGUGGAGCGAGAAAGAUUAUUUGGAACUGAAAAAGAAACUUUGUGCCCACUACCCUUCAUCGUACUAUUUCAAAAGUGGGGUGUUUGGCAGCGGGCUCUGCGUCUUCUCCAGACACCAAAUCCUGGACACUUUCCUGUACCAAUACUCUGUGAAUGGCUAUCCGUACAUGUUCCAGCACGGAGACUGGUUUGCUGGCAAAUCCGUGGGGCUCGUGGUGCUAAAGAUCCAGGGGAUUGUUUUCAAUGUCUAUGUGACGCAUCUCCAUGCAGAGUAUUGUCGGGAGAAGGAUGCUUACCUGGCCCAUCGAGUAGUCCAGGCCUGGGAACUUGGCCAGUUUAUACAGCAUACGUCAAAAGGGGCUGAUGUGGUGCUGCUUGGUGGGGAUCUGAACAUGCACCCGGAGGAUGUGGGCAUUCAGCUUUUGCGAGGCUGGGCAGGGCUCCAGGACUCCUUCAUUGCUGCGGAGAAGGUUGAGGGCUGUGAGGAUGGCUCGACUCUGGUGCCAGCCAACCGCUUCACGAGCAAGAAGGAACUGCAGUGUUAUCCCCAGGGGAUUCGUAUUGACUACAUUCUUUAUAAGAGUUUGUCUCAGUGUGAAGUCAGAUGCAGCCGUCAUGAGACUACCACUGGAACCAUUCCCAACAAGGACCUUCCUUACUCUGACCAUGAAGCUGUCAUAGCCACACUGUCUGUGGAUAAAAGACGACCAGACAAAAAUCUAAACCAUCCCACAGUUGAGCCAGUGCUGGUGGACAUCUUGAACGAAGCCCGGAUGGAGGUGCGGGUGGGGCUGCACACAGCGGAGCGCCAGCAGUACUCCUGCGGCCGCAUGGCCGUCCUGGCUGUGCUCCUGCUGCUCCUGCAAGGAGCCAUGGGCCUGAGCUCUAUGUUCGGCGGAGCCCUGCAGCCGCCCUUCCCCAAGGUCUCCUUCUCUCUGCUUAGCCUGCUGGCUGUGUUGGUGUUGUUCGUCUCGGCCAUACUCUGCCUAUUCCACUCCAUUGAAGUGAAGGUGCUGAAGGGGACGGAGGAGCAAAUGCGGGUGGGGCUCCAGACGCUCCAGGACAAACUCAGCUCCAGAUGAAGUGUUUUCGGUGCUGGAGCCAUGUUAGGGACCAAGAGACUUUGGCUGAAAACUGUGAACAGCAAGCCCCUCUAUGCUGCUAGCUUCUAGGGGUUAGUAGUUUUAAGCGCAUGAUAAUAAUUAGAAUUUGGUACUGUAAAGCUGGAUUUUAGAUUUUCUUCUUUUAGCUGGAUUUUAAGGCAAUUCAUCUUUUUAUGGAUGGUGCUACCCAAAUUAUGGAAUUAGGACAAUUGUGCAGAAGGGAAUUUUGGAACUAGCUGAAUUAUAUGUUGCUCAAUUGGAAACCAGCUUUUUAAAAUAUAUAUAAAACAGCUAUGCUGCUCUAAUAGUGUAAAA
Messenger RNA from Elgaria multicarinata webbii, 1826 nucleotides. RefSeq names its product sphingomyelin phosphodiesterase 2 (gene SMPD2). Gene Ontology annotation, molecular function: sphingomyelin phosphodiesterase activity. The record is from RefSeq and is a predicted model, not a curated record. The coding region runs from base 261 to 1490 and encodes 409 amino acids. Lineage: Eukaryota; Metazoa; Chordata; Lepidosauria; Squamata; Anguidae. The transcript has 11 exons.